This is a messenger RNA of Chenopodium quinoa (quinoa), 928 nucleotides long. RefSeq lists its product as uncharacterized. Bases 109 to 825 code for a protein of 238 amino acids. The transcript has 9 exons. NCBI's taxonomy places the organism in Eukaryota, Viridiplantae, Streptophyta, Magnoliopsida, Caryophyllales, Amaranthaceae. The record is from RefSeq and is a predicted model, not a curated record.
GGUAAAGAGAACUUAAAACAAUGUCAACCAAAAACAUCCAGUUUACCUCUACAUUAGUCUACAUAGCUCACUUUUUCUAUCAAUAAUCCAUUAAUCAUCCAUAUUGACAUGGCCUUCACCUUAUCUUGCUGCAAUUUACUCUUCCUCCAUAACCAACAAGUGAAAGUGAGUAAUCAUGUCAGCAGCAACAACAACAACCUAAAAAGUGUCAAAAACCUCGUACUCUCAACUGGGGUUCCUUCAAUUGCAACCCCACCUCAAGAAUCCCUUCAAAAGGGCAAUUGGGUCAAGCUCAUUUGUGGUGCUAGCUUUGAGGAUGUUGUUGACAUAAGGAAUCUAUCUCUAGUUUACACUCUUGCUGGAGUUGAUUGUAUUGAUUGUGCGGCGGAUGCAUCGGUUGUGAGUGCGGUUAAUGAAGGAAUUGAAGCAGCCAUGAACAUAGUGUCACUUCGCCGGCCAUGGGUUAUGAUUAGUGUCAAUGAUGAUGAAGACCUUCAUUUUCGUAAAGCUGCCUUUGAUCCAUCGGAGUGUCCACUGGAUUGCUCGAGACCAUGCGAGGCUGUUUGUCCUGCCAAUGCUAUUGCAUUAAAGAAAGGAGACUCCUUGGAGGGAGGAGUGAUUAAUGAGCGAUGCUAUGGGUGUGGACGUUGCCUUCCAGUCUGCCCAUACGAUAAAAUAAAGGCAGUUACUUACUUGAGAGAUGCUGUUUCUACUGCUCAACUGGUCAAAAGAAUGUUGAUGCUAUUGAAAUCCAUACAAAUGGAAGGCAGACUGAUUCCUUUAAGGAAUUCUGGAAUGGGAUGGAAGAUUCUGUUACCCACCUGAGAUUAGUGGCUAUAAGCUUACCAGAUGUGGGUGAAGCAACUACAACCUUAAUGAACACAAUUUUCUCAGUCAUGAAACCAAAUCUGAGUUGCUACAAUCUAUG